This is a messenger RNA of Papilio machaon (common yellow swallowtail), 3783 nucleotides long. Its product is annotated as E3 ubiquitin-protein ligase MARCHF6. Bases 77 to 2668 code for a protein of 863 amino acids. The transcript is spliced from 11 exons. Gene Ontology annotation, cellular component: endoplasmic reticulum membrane. Gene Ontology annotation, molecular function: zinc ion binding. The record is from RefSeq and is a predicted model, not a curated record. NCBI's taxonomy places the organism in Eukaryota, Metazoa, Arthropoda, Insecta, Lepidoptera, Papilionidae.
AUGUUUUCAUAUAUUUUAAUAUUUUUUAAUUAGCAAGAUCAUCUCAUACGCCAGAGAAACUGGACUGACGACAACUAUGGAUUCAGACUUGUCCGGUGCGGAUUUCUGUCGCUUCUGUAGAUCGGAAGCAUCUUCGGAUCGCCCUUUAUUCCAUCCCUGCAUUUGCACCGGCUCUAUAAAAUGGAUUCAUCAAGAGUGUCUAGUACAAUGGAUGCGGUAUUCACGAAAAGAAAUUUGCGAGCUAUGUGGACAUCGGUUCUCCUUCAUGCCGAUUUAUUCGCCCGACAUGCCUCGACGACUACCGAUACGGGAUGUUAUGGGUGGUUUGGUUACCUCCGUAGCGUCGGCUGUAAAAGACUGGCUGCACUAUACUCUGGUAGCCCUUGCAUGGCUCGGUAUCGUUCCACUAACCGCUUGUAGAACUUACCGUUGCCUAUUUUCGGCUUCUCUGGAUCCAGUUAUAUCAUUGCCAUUUGAUAUAGUAUCAGCUGAGAAUCUUGCUAAAGAUGUUUUCUCGGGUUGCUUUGUUGUGACAUGUACUUUAUUUUCGUUUAUUGGCCUCGUAUGGCUCCGAGAGCAGAUAAUGCACGGUGGGGGUCCAGACUGGAUGGAGAGAGAGAACCUACCUGCUCCUCCCCCAGAAGAAAUCCCAUUGCCUGAAAAUAAUAAUGACCGGAUCAAUGAAGUUCCUGGAGAAGAAGGAGCAGAGAGAGAAGAAGGUAUUGGUGAUGCAGGGGAAGAUGCUCUAGUUGGAGAUGAAGCUAAUUGGAAUCCUAUGGAUUGGGACAGAGCAGCAGCUGAGGAGCUAACUUGGGCUCGUCUUCUUGGUUUAGAUGGCUCAAUGGUGUUUUUGGAACAUGUGUUUUGGGUUGUGUCCCUUAAUACAUUGUUUAUUCUGGUGUUUGCAUUCUGCCCAUACCACAUUGGGAGAUUGGGGGCUGCCCUAGCCGGCUUGACUGCAGAGGGUCCCUUUGCAGGUCCUCUGACAGCUUUGGCUGGGUAUGUGUUGGUGGGUGCAAUCCUUGCUGUGUUACAUGGCAUAGCAUCCUUGUUACGUCUUAGAAGUGCUAAGAAGGCUCUAGGUUUCUGCUAUGUUGUUGUGAAGGUGGCCCUCCUAUCUGUCGUAGAGAUUGGUGUAAUACCGCUAGUUUGUGGUUGGUGGUUAGAUCUAUGCUCCCUUUCAAUGUUCGAUGCGACCCUCAAAGACCGGGAGUCAAGUCUCCAUGCAGCACCUUGGACAUUAAUGUUUAUACAUUGGCUUGUUGGAAUGGUUUACGUGUACUACUUUGCAUCAUUCAUCUUGCUACUAAGAGAGGUGCUCCGGCCCGGUGUACUUUGGUUUUUAAAGAAUUUAAAUGAUCCUGACUUCAGUCCUGUACAGGAAAUGAUACAUCUUUCAGUAUGGUCGCAUAUUCGACGUCUUAUUGUUUCGGCUAUGAUAUUUGGUACAGCUGUACUCUUUAUGCUGUGGCUACCGAUAAGAGUCAUCAAAUAUGUGUUACCCGGAUUUCUUCCUUACGCCGUUGCCGUGCACACUGAAGCACCCGUGAAUGAAUUGAGCUUGGAAUUAUUAUUACUGCAGGUGAUACUGCCGGCUCUAUUGGAGCAGUCUCACACGCGCACAUGGCUGAAGGCGGGUCUGCGUGCGUGGUGCGCGUGCGCCGCGGCCUUGCUCGGCCUGCGCUCUUACCUGCUGGGCGAGGCGGCUAGAGAUGAGCCAAACCCACCCCCACAUCCUCCGCAUCAGCUCGGCGCGGCGCAUCAGGCGCUGGUGUGGCGCGACGGUCCUGCUGGCUUCGAGCCGUAUGUGAGAGUGUCGUGGUUCCCGCUGCGACUGGCCGGUCUACUCGUCCUCGUCUCUAUAUCACUCGUCAUGGCCAGCGCUCUCACUUUGGUUAUUCCAGUGGCUAUUGGUAGGAAAGUGAUGGCUCUGUGGCUACCGAAAGCAUCGGAAGGAGUCCACGAAUUAUAUACAGCGGCUUGCGGUAUGUAUGUAUGCUGGGCGGUGGGGCGCGGCGGUGCGCUGGCGGCGGGCUGGGCGCGCGGAGGGCGCGCGGCGCUGCUGGCGCGGGCCGCGCUGUGGGCACGCCGCGCGGCUCGGGCUGCGCUCGCGGCUCUCGCGCUGCUCGGACUGGUGCCAUUGAUGUUUGGAUUGCUGCUAGAAUUGGUACUGGUGAUACCUCUCCGCGUGCCACUGGAGCAGUCUCCAGUAUUGUUCGUGUGGCAGGACUGGGCACUGGGUGUGCUCUACACAAAGAUCGUGUGCGCGCUCACUAUGAUGGGUCCGGACUGGACAAUGCGUCGUGCCAUAGAGAAAGCAUACAGAGAUGGCAUCAGAGAGAUGGAUUUAAAGUUCAUCCUUCGUGAUGUUGCGGCGCCGUUGGUGAGGUGGUUGGGGUUGGCGCUGGCUGUGCCAUACGCACUGGCACACAGCGCUGCACCGCUGCUGGUCACCGCGCCAGUGCAGCGCAACCUGCUCGCGCGACGUGUAUACCCAGCCUUAUUAUUGCUCGUAGUGCUCGGAACACUCGCUGUAUUCCAGAUCCGACAGUUCAAGAAGUUGUAUGAGCACAUUAAGAACGAUAAAUAUCUUGUGGGUCAGCGACUCGUCAACUACGAUCAUCGGCGACAUAAACAACAGCGCAGCUCCGUCGCCGCGACCAACUGAGACCGCCCGAGACCGACAGAGACAGCCUCAGACUACCUGAGACCGCCCUAGACUGAGACUAGACAAAUGUUAUACUUAGUUAAUGUUUAAUCUAAUAACGGUACAAGUUAAAACACCCUUUGUAUCACUUAUACCACUUGUAUAUCUGCAAUAUACAAGUUGUAUACACGUGACGUAACUAUCUCGUCUCGUAUAUCAUAUUGAAACAUCUCAUUUAUACAAGAUACAAACUAGAUUCCGUUGGCGGUUUUUCAUGUUUAUUAUAAUAAAAUAUCUGUGUAUAUCAAGUGUAUCUUGUAUACACGUGAUAUAAAUUAGAUACACUUGAUAUUACGGUAUAAAGUAUGCCGUAAAAUCUUGUAUGUAUCUAUAAGAUAUAAUGACGGAACAUUGUAUUUCUACAUCAAAUGAUAAUGUUAUACAAAAAUAGACCAUUUGUAUCACAGUUGUAUAAAUUCAUGAUAAGCCUAAUGUAUCUGUGUCAAAUCAUUGUGUCUAGACUAGAUGAUUCAGAUUUUUAUUGUUCUUAUAAAAAUUGAUUUGAAAUUUAGUAAAACAUUAUCAAUCUUACAUUGAACUAUAAAGCUGUGAAUUUUUGUUGUUUUCAUGAAAUUGGGAAAAAACUGAAGUCAAACUAAGAUUUAGCGAGAAAUAUAUUCCAUUUUGAGAUUGUAAAUAAUUUUUUUUUUGGAGUGUAGAUAAAAUAUGGCGCCACAGACUAUGAAUUAGGUUAAAUGCGAAUGCAUUUUUUUUACAUUUAAUAUACUUGGUGUAUUAAAGAAAAUGUAAGUCCCGAUCAGUGAAAUGUAACACAUAUUUGAGAUUAUUAGGGAAAAUAUUAAUUUAUAUUCAAUAUAAAUUCGCUUUAUUCAAGAAAAGCAAUGAAAAAAUAGUUAGUUCAGAGUUUAUUCAGAACGAACAAUCUAAUAUUUUUUUUAUAUUCAUAAAAUUAAGAUAGAUUAGACAGUGUUUGGGGGAGGCCUAUGCCCAGCAGUGGGCGUAACAAGGCUGAAUGGAUGGAUGAGACAGUCUUUUAUGGAGAGUAGGUGGCUCAUGGGUUAAGCACUUGAUUUGCAAUCUGUAAGUCCUGGGUUCGAAUCCCGCCAUGUACCAAU